CAUCCGCUCGCUUGUCGGCACUGUAACCCGUCUAAAGGUGAUCUGACACCUGGCCCAGCCGUGUCUGAAUUGUCUCAUCCAGUCUUCUUGCCGUCGGAUGCCUUUUACUCCUCGACAGGUUCGCCGCUCCUACCCAGGCCCUGCUAG
This is a messenger RNA of Colletotrichum abscissum, 147 nucleotides long. RefSeq lists its product as uncharacterized. The transcript has a single exon. The record is from RefSeq and is a predicted model, not a curated record. The annotation marks the transcript as partial. Lineage: Eukaryota; Fungi; Ascomycota; Sordariomycetes; Glomerellales; Glomerellaceae.